CCUCACCCUACCUGUUACCCAUGGAUGCCGUAGCAGCAGCGGCAGCUUUUCGCGGCGUCCCUUGUUUCCGACCCCCGAUGCCUUGGGCGCGCGCCGUGCUAGAGUACGACGAGUACACUCUACAUUCAUUCUGUUCUUGCUCAAACAAAACAAAACAACAUGCCACUGCAAAGCCCAUUGUUUGCUCACACCUUACCGCCUGAUCGCCACUUACUUGUGUCGCAGCAUCAGCAUGAAUCGCCUUUCGG
This is a messenger RNA of Bipolaris maydis ATCC 48331, 248 nucleotides long. NCBI's taxonomy places the organism in Eukaryota, Fungi, Ascomycota, Dothideomycetes, Pleosporales, Pleosporaceae. The record is from RefSeq and is a predicted model, not a curated record.